AUGCGGCGCUCUGCCCUGUACCACUGCUAUCCUCUUCUGGGCGGGGCUCUACUGCUCCUGCUGGUUAGCUGCGUCCUGGGUUGCCCCGCUCGCUGCGACUGCUCCGCCCAGACCAAGUCAGUCAGCUGCCACCGCAAGCGACUGCCUACCAUCCCCGAGGGCAUCCCCAUUGAGACUCGGCUUCUGGAUCUGAGCAAGAACAAGCUGCGGAGCAUUACACCGGACAACUUCUCCUCCUUCCUACAGCUCGAGGAUCUAGACCUCAGCGAUAACCUGAUAGGCGUGGUCGAACCGGGCUCCUUCAAAUUUCAGCUCUCCCUGCGCUCGCUGAACUUCCACAGCAACCUCCUCCAGCUGGUCCCCGCCGGUGUGCUCUCUGGCCUGGCCAACCUCACCAGUCUGGACCUCAGCCACAACCGGUUGGUGGUGCUGCUGGACCACGGCUUCCAGGAUCUUCGGAGGCUGAUGUCCCUGGAGGUGGGUGACAAUGAGCUGGUGUUCAUCUCCCAGAGGGCCUUUACUGGCCUGCUGGGCCUACAGAGCCUCACCCUGGAGCGCUGCAACCUGACUGUUGUGCCCACUGAUGCCCUGGGGCACCUACACAGCCUGGUGGAACUCCGCCUGCGCCACUUGGGCAUUGGUGCCCUGAAGCCCUACUCCUUCAAAAGACUUCCCCACCUUCGCCACCUGGAGAUUGACUACUGGCCCUGGCUGGAAGUCUUCCCCGCUCUGUCGCUACACGGUCUCAACCUCACCACACUCACUGUCACCAACACUAACCUGUCCUCUUUUCCCGGCCCUGCUCUACGCAACCUGCCCUACCUCACGCACCUAAACCUAUCCUUCUGCCGCAUCCAGCACAUCCAGCAAGGGGUGCUAGACAAGCUUCCGCGACUGCAGGAGUUGCACCUGCGAGGGGCUCAGCUGGCUUACAUUGAACCCCUGGCCUUCCUGGUACUCCCAAACCUGCGCAUGUUGGAUGUGUCGCACAACCAGCUGGACUCUGUGGAGCAAGCUGUGUUUGCGUCCCCUGACAGCCUGCAGACGCUGCUUAUGGGGGGGAACCCUCUGGUGUGCGACUGCCGGCUCCUAUGGUUGCUGAGUGGCCGGAAGCCACCCUUGCUGCAGCUCCCUGACCCCCAGCCUGAGUGCAGUGCCCCUGAGCGCAUCCGUGGGAAACCCUUGCGGGACCUCAAGGAGCCGCUGGUGUCACGGUAUGUGACCUGCACCAAGCCAUGGAUCGGGCCCAACACCACCCAGCUGCUGCUGGCAGACGAGGGGCAGCCUGUCUGGCUCAACUGCAUAGCAGACGGGGCUCCUCGGCCAUCCAUGGCCUGGGUGACGCCACACAGACGCUAUGUCACAGCCAAGAGCACCGGGAGGGUGACAGUCCAUACCAACGGCACCCUGGAGAUUAAGGCUGCGGAGCUGCACGACAAUGGUGUGUACCUGUGUGUGGCCAGUAACGCGGCGGGCAAUGCCAGCAUGUCAGCCUCGCUGGCUGUGAAGAGCCUGGGCAUCAGCGAUAGAUCGCUCUACACCAACAAGAGCGGUCUCCUGGCGGACUCCAAUGGGACCUGGGCCAACGGCACCCUCCUGUACAAUAUGACAAACCCCAUAGACCUGAAGACCAUCAUCAUCUCCACAGCCAUGGGCUGCCUGUCUUUCCUGGGCGUGGUCAUCUUCUGUUUCCUCCUCCUGUUUGCCUGGAGUCGUGGGAAGGGAAGGCACAAGAGCAACUUCGACAUUGAGUACGUUCCCCGCAAAUCGAAUGGGACAGCAGCGGAGGCAAAUGAGACAAGCGGGCCCAGACGAGUCAACAUGAAAAUGAUUUAA
Molecule: messenger RNA, 1836 nt
Organism: Salvelinus namaycush (lake trout)
Lineage: Eukaryota; Metazoa; Chordata; Actinopteri; Salmoniformes; Salmonidae
Product: leucine-rich repeat and immunoglobulin-like domain-containing nogo receptor-interacting protein 2
Exons: 1
Coding region: 1-1836 (611 amino acids)
Molecular function (GO): protein binding
Source: RefSeq, a predicted model, not a curated record